This is a messenger RNA of Thyridium curvatum, 2766 nucleotides long. RefSeq lists its product as uncharacterized. NCBI's taxonomy places the organism in Eukaryota, Fungi, Ascomycota, Sordariomycetes, Thyridiales, Thyridiaceae. Gene Ontology annotation, biological process: spliceosomal tri-snRNP complex assembly; mRNA splicing, via spliceosome. The record is from RefSeq and is a predicted model, not a curated record. Bases 1 to 2766 code for a protein of 921 amino acids. Gene Ontology annotation, cellular component: catalytic step 2 spliceosome; U4/U6 x U5 tri-snRNP complex. The transcript has a single exon. Gene Ontology annotation, molecular function: protein binding.
AUGGCAUCGAAUCGCCGCGACUUUCUCAGCCAGCCGGCCCCCGAGAACUACGUUGCCGGUCUCGGUCGCGGUGCGACAGGCUUCACGACGCGAUCCGAUCUCGGUCCUGCAAGAGAAGGUCCUAGUGAUGACCAGAUCAAGGAAGCUGUCGCCAAGCGCUCAGCACAGCUCGGAUUGACAGAGGCCAAGGACGAUGGCGGCGACGAUAAUGACCCUAGAUACCAGGAUCCAGACAACGAGGUUGGCCUUUUCGCAGGCGGCAUCUACGAGAAGGAUGACGAGGAGGCCGAUCGCAUCUGGCAAGAUGUCGACGAGAAGAUGGCUAAGCGCCGCCAGAAGCAAAGAGAAUCGCGCGAGAAAGCCGAACAAGAAGAUUACGAGCGCAAGAACCCCAAGAUCCAACAGCAAUUCGCAGAUCUCAAGAGAGCUCUCGGCACGGUGACCGACGAAGAAUGGGCGAAUCUACCAGAUGUCAAGGACCUGACGGGGCGGAAUAAGAGAGCGCGCGCGGCUCAGCACCAGCGCUUCUAUGCAGUUCCCGACAGCGUGCUUGCAGCAGCUCGCGACUCCUCCGAAUUCGGGACAACGGUUGCGGAGGACGGCGCCGCAUCUGCCCCUCAGGAUGGAGCCAUGACGAACUUUGCCAAGAUCGGUGCGGCCAGAGACAAGGUGUUACAAGCUCGCCUCGACCAGGCCUCACAGAGCAGCGGAACCAGCACGUCGGUGGGGACUGCCACAAGUGUUGAUCCGAAGGGCUACCUAACCUCUCUCGGGAAUGCGGGCAUCAACGAGCAGACCGCUGUCAGCGAUGUCGAGUUCGCUCGCAAGCUUCUCAAAUCGGCGGUCGAUUCCAACCCUACGAAUGCGCCCGGCUGGAUCGCAGCAGCGCGUGUGGAAGAGCUGGCUGGCAAGCUUGUUGCUGCCAGAACUAUCAUAGCCCGUGGCUGCAAGCACUGUCCCAAGAGCGAGGAUGUAUGGCUGGAAAACAUUCGCCUCAACGAUAACCGCAACGCCAAAAUUAUUGCUGCCGAAGCCAUCAAGGCGAAUCUGCGCUCCGUGCGACUCUGGGUCGAGGCGAUGAAGCUCGAGACCGACCCUCGGUCCAAGAAGAAAGUCAUCCGUCACGCGCUGGAUCACAUUCCCGAGUCAGAGGCACUUUGGAAAGAGGCGGUCAACCUGGAAGAGGACCCUGAGGACGCCCGUCUACUCCUGGCCAAAGCUACAGAGCUGAUCCCGGCAUCGAUCGACCUCUGGCUCGCCCUUGCGCGACUCGAAACGCCCAAGAACGCCAAAGCGGUGCUCAACAAGGCGAGAAAGGCUAUUCCAACAUCACACGAGAUUUGGAUUGCAGCCGCUCGAUUACAGGAGCAGCUGGCAGAGCUGAGCAAGGGCAACGUUAUGAAGAGCGCGGUUCAGGUCCUCGCCAAGGAGUCGGCGAUGCCCAAGCGAGAAGAAUGGAUAGCCGAGGCCGAGAAGUGCGAGGAAGAGGGCGCUGUCGUGACUUGCGGCAACAUCAUCCGGGAAACGCUUGGAUGGGGCUUGGACGAGGACGACGACCGCAAGGAUGUCUGGAUGGAGGAUGCGAAAUCGAGCAUCAACAGGGGCAAGUACGAAACCGCCAGGGCGAUAUAUGCCUACGCUCUCCGAGUGUUUGUCAACAGCAGAACACUAUGGCUUGCAGCGGUGGACCUCGAGAGGAAUCACGGCACAAAGGAGGGCCUGUGGCAGGUCUUGGAGAAGGCUGUCGAGGCCUGCCCUCACAGCGAAGUCCUGUGGAUGAUGUUGGCAAAGGAGAGGCUGUUGGCCGGGGAGCUCGACGAGGCGCGCCGUGUGUUGGGCCGUGCCUUCACCCAGAAUCCCAACAACGAGGAUAUCUGGCUGGCUGCUGUCAAGCUCGAGGCUGACAAUGGCUUCAUCGACCAGGCUAGGGAGCUACUCAAUACGGCACGGCAGAAUGCUCCUACGGACAGGGUAUGGAUGCGCAGCGUCGCGUUCGAGAGACAGCUGGACAACAAGGAAGCAGCACUGGAGCUCGUCCAGGAAGGCCUACAGAUAUUCCCGGGUGCAGCCAAGCUGUGGAUGAUGAAGGGGCAGAUCUACGAAGACAUGGGCAAGGUCCCACAGGCCCGGGAGGCGUACAGCACCGGCGUCAAGGCCGUGCCGGGCUCGGUCCCGCUCUGGCUCCUGUUCUCGCGGCUCGAGGAGCGCAGCGGCGCCAUCGUCAAGGCGCGCAGCGUGCUCGACCGCGCGCGGCAGGCGGUGCCCAAGUCGCCCGAGCUGUGGUGCGAGCUCAUCCGCGUGGAGCGGCGCGCCGGCAACGCGGCGCAGGCCAAGAACCUCAUGGCCACAGCGCUGCGGCAGAUGCCCAAGAGCGGCCUGCUCUGGAGCGAGCGCAUCUGGCACCUCGAGACGCGCACGCAGCGCAAGCCGCUCUCGCUCGAGGCCAUCAAGCAGGUCGACAACGAUCCCAUCCUCUUCGUGGCCGUCGCGCGCAUCUUCUGGGGCGAGCGCAAGCUCGAGCGCGCGCAGAACUGGUUCGAGAAGGCGCUCGUGCUCGACGCCGACAUUGGCGACUCGUGGGCGUGGUACUACAAGUUCCUGCUGCAGCACGGGACGGACGAGAAGAGGCAGGACGUCGUCAACAAGUGCGUGCUCAACGACCCGAGGCACGGUGAGCACUGGCAGGCCAUCGCGAAGGACCCCAGAAACGCGAGGAAGAGUGUGGAGGAGAUAUUGAAGCUCGUCACAGCGUCUCUGCCAAGCUAG